Molecule: messenger RNA, 7605 nt
Organism: Knipowitschia caucasica
Lineage: Eukaryota; Metazoa; Chordata; Actinopteri; Gobiiformes; Gobiidae
Source: the annotation of a GenBank genome assembly
AUGGAGGCGGUCCGCCCUAAGAAGACAAAGUCUAAAAAUACAGCCAAGUCCCAGGUGGGCAGGAAGGCAAAGCAAUAUGAAGAAGAAACAAGAGACGCUAUUUCCACAAAUGUUGCAGAGUUUACAGACAUCCCUCUUAGUUUACCACAUCAGACAGAGGCCCCAAGCCCACCAGAGGACAAGCAAGACGAACCAGCUCAGUCACAGAAAGCCAAGCCUCUGGAAGAGUCAUCUGACCAGCAGUCACAAGCAUCAUCUGCAAUGAUUUUACAGUCAAAGGAUGAAUUAUCCAAUAGAUCCUCAGAAUUGAAAAACUCAGAAGAAGAGCACAAAAAUGACAAAUUGUCUGAACCCGCACCAAAGACACUAGAGUUGAAAUCAGUUGACUCAUCCUGGAGUAAAACGUAUACCUCCGCACUAUUUGAAACCCCAACCACCCCAUGUGCCUCGGCUCUGUACCCAUCUCUACAUGCUCUGGAGGAGCAGCAUGUUGUACCUUAUUGUGAAGAAGCACCAAAAAUCUCUGGACAACAGCCUGCCGUUUUGGCUCUUGCAGAACAAGAGUCCUCUCCACCAAGUCUUGAAACUGUAUUAGAGACCUCAAAGAGUAAACUUUAUCCGGAAUUACCAAAAACUCCAGAAAUUCAGGCAUUCUCACUUGAGCAGCUCAGUGUCUGGGAGCCCGGAGGAGGCCUGCGUUCAUGGUUAGAAGGUGUAGAAGUGUGUGAAACCCAGUUCUCCGCACUUGCCCGACAAGAAAACCAUGAAUUGACUGAACUGCUGCAGAACUAUUGGCGUUGUCGACGACAACUGACCCAGUCUCAUGCUCAGCUGCACACGUUAUCCUCUGAUUGCAAAAGCACACAGAACCGACUUUGGACUUUCAGAGAUGAACAGCUUACACUUCAGGGAGUUUGUGCAGACCAGGCUAAAGUUUGUGGAUAUCACCGAUUUCAACAGGCAGAUUUAAAUGAAAAUGUUCUGAUUGAACUUAAAAGACAAUUAGAAAAUCGCAGGGAGCUCCUCCAUCAAAAGGUGGCAUUGCAUGCUUACACUGCUUUGCUGUCUCGUCUCCAAGUGGAGUUCUAUUUGUAUCACCUUUUAGAUCGUUCGUGCUCACAGAAUCAACCUUCAUCUCUUCGACCUUUAAAAGAAGCCAUUAGUGUUUUGUUUAGUUUUCUGCGUAGACCCUUGGAUGACUCACAGUUUCAGUCAGACAUUCAUAAUUGGUUGGAAAGACUGGUUGCUGUGGUCCUUUACGGGGGCUCAGGAGAGCGGCUCUACUUACUGUGCCAUUUGUUGUGCUGCCCUGCUGGAGUGGCAAAGUGGGGGGCACAUUUUCUUCAGAUACAAGUUGGGAGGAAUACUUGUGGAGUACAGGAUUUCAUGCAAGCGUUGUCCAUUUUUAUGUCCCCUGCAAGGAAUCGUGAAGAGUUUCUUUGCCACCUUAAACCAUGUGAAAAUCAGAGCGACACAUCCUCUGGUCCUGAAUCUGGAAACUGGACAUUAGUUGAUGAAGGAGGGGAAGAGGAUGAGGAUCCAGAUACUAGUUGGAUGCUGUUAUGUGAAGAGGAUUUAAUAGCUUUGCUGAACCAGUUUCCCUUCCAGCAGCUCUACUGUCACAUGUUGGGAAUGAGUAAACAGGGUGUUUUUGAGCCACAAGCCUGUUCUAGUCAGAAAAUGAUGAGAGUGUUUGCAUUUGCUUCAUCCCUCAUUGAAAUACUGGCCGUCGGUUUGAAAACCUACAACAGGGCACGAUACAGACAGUUGGUCAAACGAAUCGGUCACAUUAUACGGAUGACUGUGUGUUAUGUGAGUGACCAUUGGGCCCAGUAUAUGAGCUUAAUAGGUGAAGAGGGUUCCAACACUCAGGUGAAUCCCUUUUCUCUGGAGAAGUUACAGCUGGAAUAUGAUCACGUCUUCCUCAGAGCAGUACUACAUGUUCUCAGAAACAAGAGAUUAGGUAUUUGGUUGUUUAUGUCUGAGUUGCCGUAUGGGACUCUUUCCAGCACAAUGCUUUGGAAAGUUCUGUAUGUCAUGCAGUGUGCAGAGACAGCAGUUGAAGAAACCGUUGCAUGUGCAAAAGACACAGACCUCUGCAUUCAGGCUCUCCAACAUCCACAACACCAGGAGCGGUUUGAGCAAUGGCUUUCUGAAAUCAACAGUUCUGAUGGCAUCUCCCUUCUUACUGCUCUAGCACAUAUGGCCACACCCAUGCAACAUAUUGAUUGUGCCUUCAUUAAAACUGUGACUCUGCUCAUAUACCAGGUGUCUUAUGUGAGCAUGACGACUAGAGAAAUGUACUCUAAAGUUGGAAGAGAGCUCCUUGCUGCCAUUGCCACAGCACACCCGUUCAUUAUCUCUGUGCUCCUGGAGAGGCUACGAGAGACCAUACAAAUAGUGGGAAUGGCGGCAUUGUAUGUAUUUAAAGAGCUGCCUUUAAGCCUGUGGCAGCCUUUUCCAGAGGAGAUAUGUGUAAUUGGUAGUUGGCUGCUUCAACAUCCACUCUCCACUGUAGAAAAUCGACUUGCAUGUGUUGUACUUGAAGGUCUCAACUGGGGUUACACACAGGAGGGGAGGUUGGCCUUACCAUCUUCUCUUCAUAGUGAGGUUGCUUUAUUAGUGGCUGAAGCCUAUCAAAAGUACUUGACUGAUAAAGCAUAUGCUGGCCUUAUAUCUGAGGGAAUUAAACAGGUAUCGUACCUAGCAAGUGUUCUUCGUUUAGGCGUGUCACCUGAGGCGUCAUUCAGCCAAUGGGCAUGGCAACUACUACUUAGGCUGAAACUUCAUGGAAAUGCUCAGACGCCAAAAGGAGCUUGGUCAGUUCCAGCUUUAGCCUCGAAUCCACCUCCAGAACUGACUCACACACCCAGCAUGCACCCGGUUCUUAGAGCCUUAAAAUCAGGCCUCCCCAUUGGAAGCUAUAUUUCUCUUGCUAUGACUGCAGUGGGACAUAGGUUGGAAAGCUUUUGCACUGAUGGUGUGGGUUUGUUGAAGAACCUGAUUCAGUCGGGACAUUUGAGAGCGGCUGUGCAUCUACUUGACAACAUCUUACCCCCAACUUACCCCCUCAGUUUUUAUCUGCUGAACAACUCCCAAUUUGUAAAUUGCAUACAAACAUUCCUGCAGAGCGAUCCUGUUUGUCCUCAAGGCGUCACGCAGCAGCUCACACACAGAGUGGCACCUCUGUUCACCGGAAACACUUACGGGGACAAUGUCCGGCUUUUAAACAGUGUCAUUCAGAGCCAUGUUGUAGAAAGCUCUCGGCCUGACCGUGUUGGUGCUUCGGCAGUGUUGGAAUUUUGGGUCAGCUUGUUGACUCAGCAGAAUUUGUGGUACAGAGACAAAACAAUCCUGUUCCUUAUGGAUCAAAUUUGCUGUGCUGCAUUCACUUCCCACCAGGAAGAAUGUGUUCAGAAAAUACUGUAUCAACAAUUUAAGAGCGCCUUUGGGUUCUAUGGAGAUCGAGGGCUGUUCUCAUCUAUUGUUGGAUGGUUUUCUGGAAAUGCAACACCUUCCUUUAUUGAAGGCCAGUCACUGAAUGCAGAGGUGUGGUUUGCCUGGCUUGUCCUGAAUAUGGAGGGUGUCUUUGAGGAAGAUUCACAACUCAGAAGAUGUGUUGAGCAAGAGCUUCUUGCAGACCUCAAUCUCUCUCCAGAACAAGCCUGGAAGAAGGCACAGCAGAGGCUCAAGUUGCCUGUUACUCCGACUUUGCAGCGAAUGCAAAUUUAUCGCUGGGCCUGUCAGGCUGUGGCCACUCCCCCAGAUCACCCUCUUCUUCCUUUAAUUUGGCAAAAGUUCCUGCAGCUUUACCUCCAACAACCUGGGCCCGAGUAUGGACUUGCUGCAGGUGGAUGCAUUGGCCAUAAAUUCUUCCAGUCUUCCUCUCAAGUUGCCCUUCUUAAAGAUUUAAGGAACAAAAUUCAAGAAAUCUCAGAUUUUCAUCAUGCUGCAAGUCAGGCUCUAAGGGUCCCUCCUCCACAAACGCCAUUGUCAGACAGUCAAGGCGAUGAAAGUCCAGGACACAUUCAACCACAUUAUCUUACUUCACCAAAGCUUCACACUGAGCUGGUCAGGUUGUUUGGGGUGUUCGCUUUAUGGCUGGAUGAUGAGGCGUUGCAAAAACAGGAGGUUUACCUACCCUCACUUCCUCCCGAGUAUGAACCCCACAGGCUUGCUCAAGUGAUGCAGCGACAACAAGUCCUGUGGUUGGAGUUUGUUGACCAAGAACGUCUGCAUUAUGAUGGAAUGGAGGUGCGGUCUUUGUUGGAAAAAGUGCAGAGCGAACCGACCUUUGUGCAAGCUCAAAGCCACAGUUUUCCUGACUACACAAGCUUCGAUAAUGCAAAGGACCGAAUAAUGGCUAACCUACAAAAGCAUCCGGUCCCUCAGCGACCUCCAGAACUACACGCACAGAAUAUACCUGUGGCUGAUAUUCCAACAAAAUGCCUAACUGAGAUCAGAGCUGCUGCUGAACUCUUGAAUCAAGAUCUUAGUAUUCUGCAGGACCAAGCCAGGCUUGCAGUUGCCUGUGAAGCUCAGCAGGUGGCACUGGAGCUAGAGCUUCUGGAGAAUCUUCCUCUUUUGUAUAAAAACAAACCUGAGCAAGUCACUAAGAUCCUUGAAUGUAAAGGAAAAGGAGGGCAAACUUGCCAGGGGCCAGCUAACAUUACUGUUACUUGUGAAAAGCUUCACAAACAAGAAGCAGUACAUUCUCUGAUAUCAUCACUGCGUCGGGAUAUCAAGAAGCUACAAACAGAUGCCAUGGCCCCACCCCAGCACAGCCUGGCCCAGGCAGCUGUUCACACAGAGAAUUUCAUCACGGCACUGGUAAAUUUGUAUAAGACUCAGAAAUUACCAGCGGUGCAGCAGGUUGGUGUGGCAACAUUCUACCAGGUGGUCUCUUUUGUGUGUGAAGAUACGCUGCGUCAUCCCCCAACACGACAGUUCUUCUCCUCCUGCGUCGAGGUCCUGGGACAGGUGUUUAUCCAGGACAAUGCGGCAGAGUGUGAACGAGUUUUAAAAACCAUUCUAGGACAAAGACGUCUCUGUCCACUCAUUUCAUCGUUCUUUACGCCCAACUCUGCGCCGAGUCAGCUUGUAUUUUUGUACCAAGAUGUGGUGACCUCUCUUGACCUUGACACCACUGAUGUCAUAUUUAUGCUGCUCACCAAGUUUGACCUAUCCCAGUGGCUCAAUGAAACAAAUCCCAUCUUUUCGGAAAGAACACGUUUGCUGGAGUUGAUCCAUGGUGCACUUGACUGUCUGCGUCUGCUUAUGAAAAGCUCAUCUGACCAGUUACUGAGUCCUGAGUGCUGGAAGGUGACGUUGCGUGCACUGGGCUGCCUUCCUUCAUUAAAAAAUGCUAAGACCAAAGAUGAACCGGUCCAAAAUAUUUUGGAUUCUUCUGGUCGUCCUGUAGGACAUCAAAGCUCUUCUAGUAGAUCCUACAUCAGCCUCUCUCCUCAGCAGGUGGAUGAAACUAUUGAAUGGCUCAGUGAAUAUUUCCAUCGAAGUCGACUCAGUAAAAGUGAUCUUCGCAGUUUUGGUCUUUACUCUGCGUGGGCUCCUUACCUCACCGAUGUAGUGUCCUUUUGGGAACAUUUGAUUGGAAGUUCAAUCAAUGCACACGCAAGUAACUGUGCCAGAGAGUCAAUGGGCAGCACCAAAACACAAAAAGUUUUGCAGAGCUUACAUAGUAAGAUUGUUAAGUUAUUUAGUCCAUGGAUCUUUCCUUUGGACACUGAAGAUGGCAGUAAUGUUAAGUGUUAUCCAUGGCUGGAAACUGAUGCAAAUCUUGCGGGAGCUUUGGUUGGACUUUACACACAAAUGACUGAGAGUUUGUACCACAAGUUCAGAGAUCGUUUGCUCCCUGGGCAGAGAGGUGCUCUGUGGCUGUGUAUGAUGCAGUAUUGUGGAAGUUGUACUGCACCCCGUACGCCUGAAUACCUGCUGUACCUCUAUCAUACACACCUCCGCAGCCUUCCCUGGAGACAUUUGCACCCAGAACCUCUGCUUAUGGAGCAGCUCUUCAAUGUUGAAAGAGGAAGCCCAAAAAGUUGCUUUUUGUUUAUGGGAGAAAUUCUAUGUGAGGUGAAUUGGGUCAGUGUCUUAAGUGAACACCUACAGACACAUCCAUCCCUGACGUCAGAGACCCAGGCGGAGUCACAGACUAUGCUGGUUUCUCUGCUGUACAUGCUUGUUUUUCUUGGAAAAGAGGAGCAUCUUCUAUGUCAACAAGAUUCUCCAUUACUUAGUUUAUUGGUCCAGUCCAUAUCGCUGCCAUGGCAAAAGUUGGAUUUGUCUUCUUAUCAAGGAAUUCUGGGAUAUGUGGACACCCACUAUCUUCCUUCUUUCCUUCUCAGUCCUGACUCUACCCCUCAACUAUUGCUUAAAUUGCUGCGAAGUGUUGCUGGGUUGCACCACGGUCUCAGUGCAAAACCACAUGUGGAGCAAACACUUAAAGCAGGAGCAUAUAUACGCUGGUGUGUGCGGUUAUUAGUCACUCUAGAACAAGGAGGCAGCAUUACUCUGAUCAGUCUGGAGACCCAGCUUGACACACUGUUGGAAGGAAUUGUUGCUUUCAACCCACCAGAAACUGGCUUGGAACAGCGACACAUGGCAUUUUGCAAUCUCUUCAGCGAUGCACUGACUUUGCUCAACGGUGUGGGCGUCUCUACAGGAGAGUCUCUUGCUGCUCAUGUCAUUUCUUGGCUGGACAGGAAGGGAAGGUGCUUUCCUGUUCUGGCUCUACUUACAGCCUGCUCGCGAAGUCUGGCAUCAGUCAGACACAUGACUCGAAUUAUGGAAGCCUGCAUCACUGUUUACUUUAAUCAUGCUGAAGAAGAUUCUGUGGGAUGGGGUCCUGUGUUGGCAUCCCUACAGCGCCUUAACAGUGAACACACUGCAGCCAAUGAGCGGAGGAUUUUGGCUUUAAUGAACACGUGGACCAAUCAGGUCUUUCCCGGUGGAGAGGAAGAUGAGGCCAAGCUGUUCUUGUGGUGGCACAAAACCCUAUGUGUGGCAUCUGAGCAGUUGCAGCCUCAGGCAGGUAAUGCAGAGGUCCCAGGAGUUGUCAUGGGGCUAUUGAGGCUGCAAACCAGGUUACUACAAAUGGGAGAGGAUCGAUUACAUUCUGGCUUACUUGGAGCAAUAGGUCUUGGAAAGCGAACUCCUGUUUCUAAAAAAUUCAGAGUGGUGGUACGAUGUCUCUCUGUGUUUCUCUCAGUCCAGGUACCAUCCGACUCUGAGUCAGAGUUGAGACUUCAACCCACCUCUGAAUUGCAUUUUUCUGCGAAAGCACAACAAGCAUUGGGAACAUUGGAAGCCUUGAUUAAUAAUAAGCACUAUUCUGAGUUUGAGGACUGUGUGAAUAAAGCAGAUCAAUUCAUCCGUUUCCCAGGACACAGUCUGAAGGAUGGACCUCGACUGCUCGCUUUGCUGGUUAACAUUCUACGCGCAUCAGCAGCUAUUUCAGAGCGCCCUGUGCGUCCUGACGUCACAUCUGAAGAGCAGCGGUGGCGCGUGCGGGAGCCCAGUGAAAGAAAUGAUCCUAACCAUAAACCGAGGGCUGCAUUUGGGGAAUUGAUCGAUAUUAUAGACUGA